Messenger RNA from Striga hermonthica, 1341 nucleotides. Lineage: Eukaryota; Viridiplantae; Streptophyta; Magnoliopsida; Lamiales; Orobanchaceae. The record is from the annotation of a GenBank genome assembly.
AUGGGGAAAAAUUCAUGGCUGACUGCAGUCAAGCGAGCCUUCAGGUCUCCUACUAAAGACUCACCCGAACAAAAGAGAAGUACUUCCAGGAGAAAAGUAGAUAAUCAUCAACAACAACGACGACGACAACAACAACAAGAGGAGGAUGAAAAGAAAACCGAAAGGCGGAGAUGGGUGUUCAAGAGGCAGUCGAACAACGACUACCACCACCACCACCACCACCACCACCACCAACCAGUCGAGCCAAUCGAGCAGACAAACACCGCGCGCCCGGCCGAGCAGCGGCACGCCAUUGCAGUGGCGGAAGCUGCUGUCGCGACUGCAAAGGCAGGUGUCGAGAUUAUCCGUCUGACUCAGCAGCCCACACUGCUGAAGCUGCAGUGCGCAGCCAGAGUCAUCCAGACAGCCUUCAGAGGCUAUCUGGCAAGGAGAGCUCUAAUCGCUCUAAAAGGGAUCGUGAAGCUCCAAGCGCUCAUCAGAGGGCAGAACGUUCGGAAGCAGGCGACCCUGACUAUGCGGUACAUGAAGACAUUGCUGAGGGUGCAGGCGAGGAUGAGAGAUCAGCGGGCCCGCCUUUCGCAUGAAGGGGCAAGGAGGUCCAUGUUUGCAGAGACUAGAAAUAUAUGGGAGUCCAACUACACCAAAGACAUGAAAUCAAGAUCGAGAGAUGGGAGUUGUGUUACCGAUGACUGGAGGGAUUGCCCUCGCACGCUGGAGGAGCUCGAAGCGAUUUUGAAAGCAAGAAAUGAAGCUGCAUUGGUACUGCACGACUACAAGUCGUUGCCUUUCGCUUUCUCGCAGCAGCAGAACAAAAUACUGGAUUCGGACAGCGAAAACAGAGCAAAAUGGCUGGACAAAUGGAUGUCCGCAAGGCAGCAACCGCCAUGGGAGUACCCCAGCAGGCCCUCAACCGAGUACCGACGAGCAAGCACCGUCGAGAUCGACUCACACCGGAAAUCCCGCUGCCAGAGCCCCAUACGCCAGUCCAGGCCAACAAAAUCCCCUCCAAUCCGAGCCAAAGAGGACAAGUGCCAGUCUGCAGCAAACACGCCCUCCCUGCGCUCGGCUGUCUCGGUCCCCAAUUACAUGGCGGCCACCGAGUCUGCCAAAGCCAGGGUACGGUGGCAGAGCGCGCCGAGACAUAGGCCCGAAAGGGAGAGGAGCGCGAGAAAGAGGCUGUCAUACCCGAUGCCCGACCCGAAUUUCGGGCUGGGCAAGAAUCUGAGGAGCCCGAGCUUCAAGAGCGUCCACGCGGGCUACGUGGGUAUGGAGGAGCAGGAGAGUGUUGGUGGAGAGAUCUCGCCGUGUUCCACCACUGAUUUGAGGAGGUGGUUGAGGUGA